CGUUUCGAUCUUAAUUUCUUGCCCACUGGGCCCAUCACAGGCAUAGCAUAUUGGUGUCCUCUCACCAGAUCUAGACUACUUACCUCUACCUACCCCAAGGGUGGAACUAUCUGCCAGCUAUACAGCGGGAAUCAGUACUUACUCUAGCAUGUCCGCCAUGGCUUACAGCUCCGAAUCCAGCUCCCAGAUCUACGCUGAGGCCACAUGGCUGCAAGGUGCCAUUGUCGGUGCCAUGUUUUACGGCGUGGUGGUUGUGAUGUCUUUCAUGUGCUGGCGCUUGCUCUGGCCACGCAUUCGAUCGCAUUCCACUGGCUACAGGAAAAAUAUAUUCUUCUUCUGCUAUGUCACUUUCCUUUUUGUGUUGGGUACUAUGGAUGCGGCGUUUUCUGCGGAGGAGACGCAGAAGACCUUCAUCUAUAAUCGUCUAUAUCCCGGAGGCCCGAGUGCAUUCGCUAGGAUAAGCUUUUCGCCUCCGCUUGGCAUUUCCCUCUUGCUUUCAAAUUGGUGUGCAGACCUAUUGAUGAUUUGGCGGUGUGUAGUGGUAUACAGAGAUACCAGAUUACACUAUAUUAUCUUGGGACUUGGAAGCCUCAUGUUUCUCACAUCUGUGGUCACCGGAGUCCUCUGGUUUGUAAUCAUGUCAAACCCACACAAAGCCACAAACGGCUGGGUGUCCAUCCGCUUCCUCUUCCCGUACAUCUGCGUCGCCCUGACCAUCAACAUCUUCAUUAGCCUCCUCACUGUCCUGCGCCUGUUAUACCACCGUCGCAAAAUGUCCAAAAUCUUCGGCCCAGGUCACGGCGCGGUCUAUGCCAGUUUUGCGACAAUAAUUAUUGAGUCCGCUGCCAUCUGCUCAAUAAGCUCGCUUCUUUACCUCAUCCCGUUCGUCGCCCACAACCCACUCGCAAAUGCAUUCGUGCAAAUCCUGGGCCAGCCGCAGAGAAUUGCCUCACUCCUCAUUAUCUACCGUGUUGCAGAGGGGAAGGCCUGGGGGAAACGAUGCAAUAGCACCACUCUUGAUAACGGGAGCUCCCUCCAGAUGCGGCAGAUGUCCGAGACCUUGCCAACGUCUGCUGCACCAAAUCAGCUACACAUAGAGACUCACUUCGACGGAGAAAGUAGCCGUGACGGUUCCAUACGGCAGCCAAAUUCAAGAUACUCGAGAGAAUCUACCAGUGAGGCUGAUGCCCCAGCUGGCUGUGCGUAUGAAUCAAGAAAGCAGAACGCAUGAAUUUAUCUGGUCCAUCUGUCACUUCCGGCCCUCCGUGUUGCUAGCUCCGAAAUACUCGAUCCGAUGGAUAAACUCGCCUUGGUCAGUGUGUUCCCUCUCGUUUUGUGUAAUUGAAAUCCGCACCGCACGCACCGUAUUGUUGGAUGAAGCUAUUUUAUUUUUAUUUCACACAUCGGAGACCUAUGCCAGUGAGAAGUACCACUACACGAAGCAGCUUCACAGAAAUAACCGCUCCGUCCUUGCAUUAUGUAGCUAUAGCACUGGCACAUCAGUAUUAAAUUGUUGUAAGUUAUCUAAGAGCACUAAUGGAAAAUGACCUU
This is a messenger RNA of Suillus paluster, 1551 nucleotides long. RefSeq lists its product as uncharacterized. NCBI's taxonomy places the organism in Eukaryota, Fungi, Basidiomycota, Agaricomycetes, Boletales, Suillaceae. Bases 158 to 1231 code for a protein of 357 amino acids. The transcript has 6 exons. The record is from RefSeq and is a predicted model, not a curated record.